GGAGUUGACAGCUUGCUGACUGCUCUACAGAAUUUGGACUUGUGCAUACCCACAGUUGUGUGAGGAUCCUGCUACAUAAACCUCAGCUGGUUAUUUCUGCUGAAAACCCUGCGUAUCAAGGGACACUCUUCUGAAGUUCUCUGCAGGCCUCCUUCAGGUGACCAUGGGGAAGAGAGUGGCCAUCAUUGGAGCUGGCAUCAGCGGCUUGGCCUCUAUACGGUGCUGUUUGGAAGAGGGGCUGGAGCCCACCUGCUUUGAAAGGAGCAAUGAUAUUGGAGGCCUGUGGAAAUUCUCGGACCAUGCAGAAGAAGGCAAAGCCAGUAUUUACCAGUCUGUAUUCACCAACUCUUCCAAAGAAAUGAUGUGCUUUCCAGACUUCCCUCACCCUGAUGAUUAUCCUAACUUUAUGCACCACAGCAAGAUCCAGGAAUACAUAAAGACAUUUGCUCAAAAGAAGAAUCUUCUAAGAUACAUACAGUUUGAGACCCUGGUUUCCAGUGUAAAGAAAUGUCCCUCCUUCUCAGUCACUGGCCAGUGGGAAAUUGUUACUGAAAAGGAUGGGAAGCAGGAAUCUACCAUAUUUGAUGCUGUAAUGAUUUGUUCAGGUCAUCAUGUAUACCCCAAUCUGCCAACUGAUUCCUUUCCUGGCCUAGACAAAUUUCAAGGCAACUACCUCCACAGCCGGAAUUAUAAGGGCCCAGAAGCCUUCAAGGGGAAGAGGGUCCUCGUGAUUGGCCUGGGGAACUCAGGAUGUGACAUUGCUGUUGAGCUCAGUCAUCUGGCUACACAGGUCAUUAUCAGCACCAGAAGUGGCUCCUGGGUCAUGAGUCGGGUUUGGGAUGAUGGCUAUCCUUGGGACAUGGUAUAUAUUACCCGCUAUGUAUCCUUUCUCCGGAAUGCCCUUCCUUCACUUGUCUCUGACUGGUUAUAUGUCAAGAAGAUGAACACAUGGUUUAAGCAUGAGAACUAUGGCCUGAUGCCUUUAAAUGGCACCCUGAGGAAAGAGCCUGUGUUCAACGAUGAGCUUCCAGCCCGCAUCCUGUGUGGCACCGUGUCCAUCAAGCCCAGUGUGAAGGAGUUCACAGCCACCUCAGCCGUGUUUGAGGAUGGGACUGUGUUUGAGGCCAUCGACAGUGUCAUCUUCGCAACAGGCUAUCAUUACAUCUACCCCUUCCUGGAUGAUUCCAUCAUCAAAAGCAGAAACAACGAGGUCACCUUGUUUAAAGGCAUUUUCCCCCCACAAAUGGAGAAGCCCACCUUGGCUGUGAUCGGCUUUGUCCAGUCCCUGGGGUCUGCCAUCCCCACAGUUGACCUUCAGGCCCGCUUGGCUGCUAAAGUAUUUACAAACUCAUGUACACUGCCAACUGUGAAUGAAAUGAUGGAUGACAUUAAUGAGAAAAUGGGGCUAAAACUCAAGUGGUUUGGUCAGAGCCAGACUUUGCAGACAGAUUACAUCACAUACAUGGAUGAGCUGAGUUCUUUCAUAGGAGUCAAGCCUAACAUACCAUGGCUCUUUCUUACAGAUCCCCGGCUUGCUCUGGAGGUGUACUUUGGCCCCUGUACCCCAUACCAGUUUCGACUCAUGGGACCAGGGAAGUGGGAUGGGGCCAGAAAUGCCAUCCUGACCCAAUGGGACCGGACAUUGAAGGCAACCAGGACAAGAGCUGUCAGUGAAGCUCAGAGACCCCACCACUUUUACAUUUUGCUUAAAAUACUUUCAUUCCCAGUGCUCCUUCUAGCUAUUUUGCUUACAUUUUAUUAAUUACAAAGUCCUUUAGGUCGCAAAGCCUAGCCUAGAAGUUUAAUCACAGAGAUUUUUAUAUAUCAGCCCAUAGCUCUUCUUUCCCUUCCUGCAAAUAUAAAAAUGAGUCCUACCCCAUGUAACUCAAAGUCUAAAUGAAAUGGAAAAUUCUUAGCGUCUCUCUUUCUAAUGGGAAUCUAUACUCCAAAAGGCUUUGUGCAUGCUAAAUUGGCAAGUUUGGGGUUGCUGGAGAUGAGGAAGGGAAUGGGAAAUUGAAUGGUAAUGAGUACAGAUUUGCAGGUUGAACAAAGUUUAAUACACUAUUUUAAAGGGUGUUUUAUCAUGUCAAUUAUAGUAUUACAACCAAUGUGUCUUCUCCGCCAUUAACUGAAGUUCAUAUCAAUAAAUAUAAUGAAGAGAUGAGUUAAUUCA
This is a messenger RNA of Choloepus didactylus (southern two-toed sloth), 2173 nucleotides long. RefSeq names its product putative dimethylaniline monooxygenase [N-oxide-forming] 6. The record is from RefSeq and is a predicted model, not a curated record. The transcript is spliced from 9 exons. Lineage: Eukaryota; Metazoa; Chordata; Mammalia; Pilosa; Megalonychidae. Gene Ontology annotation, molecular function: NADP binding; N,N-dimethylaniline monooxygenase activity; flavin adenine dinucleotide binding. The coding region runs from base 164 to 1762 and encodes 532 amino acids.